UUAAUAAAUAAAUAAAUGGAAGAGAGUGACUGUGAGGCUGGCCUACCGUACCAACACAAGGAAGAUAAAUGCAGAGAGGAAGCAAGAAAAGUAGGGUGUCUGCUUCACAAUAACUCUGUAAGAAAUUUCAUCACAUACAACUUCUCAUUUCUGCUCCGCAAUACAAAUCUCAAUACACUAGUCUUUCUUGGCCAUCUUGGAACUAACGCGAAAUUGCCAAAUCUUACGUUUUUGGCAGAUAUGGAGAAAGAAGAGAGGACCAUCCCCAGGAUACUGAAACCGCCGGCGGAAACCGAGUUUUUCUUGCAGUGGGGAAGCAGAAAGCGGCUGAGAUGUGUGAGAGUUAGAGGUCAUAAUCCGGCAGAAGUUUCUUCUUCCUCUAGAAUACGCCGCAGAAUCACCUCCCGAUUUCUCACCCUUUCUCAGAAAGAUGCUUGUUUUUCUCAACCUUCCUCCCGUUACACAAGGAAUUCAGAGGCAGUAACGCAUAGAUCGGAAAGCCGGAAGUCAUCAUCGGGUUCUUUGGAGAAGGAGGAGAGAUGCUACACGACAAGAGGAGGGGAAGAGAAUGGGAAGAUUACAGUGGAGAGGGAUGCAGGGAAUGAAGUUGGGGAUGAGGAGAAUCCCCAUAAGCAUAACAACAAUAAUAAUAAUAAUAAGAAGAAGAAGGGUGAUGUGAUGAGUGGUGUUAUCAAGAAAAUUGUAUGGCCAAAGGUGUGUAUUGGUCUGUCAAGCAAAGAGAAAGAGGAAGAUUUCAUGGCCAUGAAAGGUUGCAAGCUUCCCCAGCGGCCAAAGAAAAGAGCCAAACUCAUACAGAGAACAUUGCUGCUGGUGAGUCCUGGGGCAUGGCUGACCGAUAUGUCUUUGGAGAGGUAUGAAGUGAGGGAAAAGAAGAGUUGCAAGAAGAAAUUAGCGAGAGGGCUGAAGGGAAUGGGGAGCAUAGAGAGCGAUUCAGACUGACUGAGAGAGAGUUUCCUUUCCGGGUUUGCUUUUUUAACUGGUACUUGCAUAUAUUUUUGGCAUGUCUGCUCUGGUGUACAAACUUGAAAUGAUGAAGGAUUGUUUAGAAAGUGAAUGAUUAUUAUUAUUAUUAUA
Molecule: messenger RNA, 1095 nt
Organism: Sesamum indicum (sesame)
Lineage: Eukaryota; Viridiplantae; Streptophyta; Magnoliopsida; Lamiales; Pedaliaceae
Source: RefSeq, a predicted model, not a curated record